Choloepus didactylus (southern two-toed sloth) is the source of this 734-nucleotide messenger RNA. RefSeq names its product cutA divalent cation tolerance homolog (gene CUTA). The record is from RefSeq and is a predicted model, not a curated record. Bases 170 to 634 code for a protein of 154 amino acids. The transcript has 6 exons. Gene Ontology annotation, biological process: response to metal ion. Lineage: Eukaryota; Metazoa; Chordata; Mammalia; Pilosa; Megalonychidae. Gene Ontology annotation, molecular function: copper ion binding.
CACCUGUGCUCCUCCCUCAUCAGGAGGCGGGGCAAACUGGGCCAGGUAACGUCCAGGAUUGGCUGGCGCUGGAGGUUUGAGUGGUCAAGCUUGUACUGUCACGUGGUGUACACUACUUUCUUAUCACUUGGCUGCUGCCCAGGCCACUCUGCUCCUGUCGCUUCUUUGGAUGCCGGCGCUGUUGCCUGUGGCCUCCCGUCUUCUGUUGCUAUCCCGAGCCCUGCUGACCAUGGCCUCAGGAAGCUCCCCGUCCCAGUGCCCGCCGGCCUCGGGCUCCGCCUACGUCCCCGGCUCGGUCUCUGCAGCCUUUGUCACCUGCCCCAACGAGAAGGUCGCCAAGGAUAUCGCCAGGGCUGUGGUGGAGAAGCGCCUAGCAGCCUGCGUCAACCUCAUCCCUCAGAUUACAUCCAUCUAUGAGUGGAAAGGAAAGAUUGAGGAGGACAGUGAGGUGCUGAUGAUGAUUAAAACCCGAAGUUCCUUGGUUCCAGCUUUGACAGAUUUUGUUCGUUCUGUGCACCCUUACGAAGUGGCGGAAGUGAUUGCAUUGCCUGUGGAGCAGGGGAACUCCCCAUACCUGCAUUGGGUGCACCAGGUCACAGAAUCAGUUUCUGACUCUAGCACAGUCCUACCAUGACAAGUCCUGGCCCUGACAUGCUCUCCUCAAUACUUCAGUGCCCUCUGACUACCAGGUGAUGGCUGGGCCUCCAAUAAAUCCUAACUUUGGUUCUCUCUGA